Arctia plantaginis is the source of this 813-nucleotide messenger RNA. Lineage: Eukaryota; Metazoa; Arthropoda; Insecta; Lepidoptera; Erebidae. The record is from the annotation of a GenBank genome assembly.
AUGAUAUUACUACUAAAAGUAAUAGAAGAUAUUGAACAGUUUACAGACAAUAAUUUAGAAGAGGCUGUAGUUGACAGCAGUGACAGUGGCAUCACUAAAGAAAAUGGUGUGAUGCAUGAUGUAUUCCAAGACGUCAGAGCUACAGCUUGGGAAAUUAAGCCAGAUCCUAGUAUAAAUACUGAAGACGUUAAUGAUAAAGAUAACGAAGCGAGGAAGACUUACAAUUUGUUUAAUAGUCCAGAACUACAAGAACAUUUAAUGCCUCAAAUUAAAGAGCAUGAUGAAAGCAUACCUGGAGAAAGAGACGUGGUUCGUGAUCCAUUCCAAGAGGUCAGAGCUACAGCUUGGGAAGAUCAGCCAGAUUCUAUUAAAAAUGAAGAUGUCAUUGAUGCACACAACGAAGAAAAGAAGGCUUACUACGAUCUGUUUAAAAGUCGAGAGCUACAAGAAAAUAUACUGCCUCAAAUUGAAGUGAAUGAUAAAAAUAUACCUGGAGAAAGAGAAGUAAGUAGUGUAUAUCUCCAUUCUGAAACUACUGCGGUACCCAGGCCUAUAAGAAAAAAGAAAAUAAGAAAAACGAAAAAGAAAAAUCACAAGCUAAAACCAAAAAGAUUGAGACAAGGCAAAAGUAAAAAAGAGAUGAAAAAGCAACAACAGAAGAAACAGCAUCCUAAGAGAAAAUCGAACAAUCUAGCACGUAGAAACAACAUUGAUCAACCAAAACCUAACGUUUCUGAUCACAACGUAUCAUCCGAAAACAAAAAUAGAGGAAAACCAGUUGACAUAAUUGUACAUAUUAAAAUGAACGAGUAA